AUGGACCGGACUGUCCGGGGCAGCAGCGCCAGCUGCCUGCCACUACUCCUGGCCCUCGUCCUCGGUCUAGUGAUCCUCCACUGUGGUGUGGCAUAUGGAAACUCCACAAGAAGUCCUGAAACUGAAGACCUUCUCUGUGGAGAUCCUGGAAAAAACUGUGCAGCUACAACCACACAAUCAAAGCGGAGAGGUCACUUCUCUAGGUGCCCUAAGCAGUACAAGCAUUACUGCAUCAAAGGGAGAUGCAGGUUCGUGGUGGCGGAGCAGACACCCUCCUGUGUCUGUGAUGAAGGCUACACUGGAACAAGAUGUGAGAGAGUUGAUUUGUUUUACCUAAGGGGAGAUAAAGGACAGAUUUUGGUGAUUUGUUUGAUAGCGGUUAUGGUCAUUUUUAUCAUCCUAGUGGUUGGUGUCUGCACAUGCUGUCACCCUCUUCGGAAACGUCGUAAAAGAAGGAAGAAGGAAGAAGAGAUGGAAAGUCUGGGUAAAGAUAUAACUCCAAUCAAUGAAGAUAUUCAAGAGACUAAUAUCGCAUAA
Orycteropus afer afer is the source of this 537-nucleotide messenger RNA. It is a transcript of the gene BTC, whose product is annotated as betacellulin. The record is from RefSeq and is a predicted model, not a curated record. NCBI's taxonomy places the organism in Eukaryota, Metazoa, Chordata, Mammalia, Tubulidentata, Orycteropodidae. The coding region runs from base 1 to 537 and encodes 178 amino acids. The transcript has 5 exons. Gene Ontology annotation, biological process: positive regulation of mitotic nuclear division; positive regulation of cell population proliferation; epidermal growth factor receptor signaling pathway.